Messenger RNA from Penicillium alfredii, 2292 nucleotides. Its product is annotated as neutral/alkaline ceramidase. The record is from RefSeq and is a predicted model, not a curated record. Gene Ontology annotation, molecular function: N-acylsphingosine amidohydrolase activity. Gene Ontology annotation, biological process: ceramide catabolic process; sphingosine biosynthetic process; long-chain fatty acid biosynthetic process. NCBI's taxonomy places the organism in Eukaryota, Fungi, Ascomycota, Eurotiomycetes, Eurotiales, Aspergillaceae. The transcript is spliced from 2 exons. The coding region runs from base 1 to 2292 and encodes 763 amino acids. Gene Ontology annotation, cellular component: extracellular region.
AUGGCUGAUCUUCGAUUGGGCGUCGCCUUCGCCGGAGUCAUCAUCAGCGCGCUGGUUUUCCUACAGUUGCUUUCGGUAGUGCAGUAUCACCAUGAUUUACCCCCGCCUUCGCCCAGCUUCAGUCAAGCCGCCAACGAAUGGAUAGGGAGAGCCAAUAAGGCCACUGACAACGACCUUUUCCUCGUGGGAGCUGGCAAGGCGGAUGUGACUGGUCCGGUCGUGGAAGUCGAUUUCAAUGGUUAUGCCAGUUUGGACCAGAUCGGGACGGGGCUGCGACAGAGAAUCUAUUCUCGCGCUUUCAUUAUGGCGAACCGCAACAAGCCCGACGAGACCUUUAUUUAUCUUGUUCUCGAUACUCUCGCGGGAGAUACCGCAGUGAGACACGGGGUUCUGCAAGGACUCGCUGCACUGGGCGGCGACUACGCGCGAUAUGGCGAGCAUAAUGUCGCUCUCACUGGAACGCAUUCCCACUCCGGACCUGGAGCAUGGAUGAAUUACCUUCUCCCUCAAAUUCCGACCAAGGGCUUCAAUAAGCAAAGCUAUCAAGCAAUUGUUGACGGCACCGUCUUGUCUAUCAAGCGUGCUCAUGAAAACUUGGCGCCAGGACAUCUGUCCUUUGGAUCCAUUGACCUCGAGGACACCAAUACCAACCGCAGCCCCUUCUCUUAUGACCAUAACCCAGAGGAAGAGAAGGCGCGCUAUUCUGCCAAGGUGGAUAAGACCCUUACCCUUUUGCGAUUCGACCGGGAGUCUGAUAACAAAACAACGGCGGUUUUGACAUGGUUUCCCGUGCAUGGUACCUCCAUGUACAACAACAAUACCGUGGUGACGGGCGACAACAAAGGAGUAGCAGCAUAUCUCUUUGAGCGGAGUAUCGACGGCGAUGAAAAGUUUGCCGAUGAUGUUGUGAUUGGUUUCUCCCAGGCAAAUGUCGGAGACACAAGCCCCAAUAUUCUGGGUGCUUGGUGUGAGGAUGGUUCCGGGGAGCAGUGCCGAUACUCGGACAGUACAUGUGGUGGCGCCAAUGAACAAUGCCACGGCCGUGGCCCCUUUUUCCGCGAAAAGGAUAACGGGGCUAAGAGCUGUUUCGAAAUUGGGCGUCGGCAGUACUCGGCAGCGAAGAAGCUGUACGAACAGAUGAGCACUCACUCUAGCCGACUCACUGGAGGCUCGAAUGUCAAGACUUUCCAUGUCUACCAGGAUAUGAAUGGCUACAAAUUCCGGUCUCCAUUCAACUCGAGUAUCCUCAAAACAUGUCCUGCGGCGCUGGGGUAUUCGUUUGCCGCCGGGACCACCGACGGGCCAGGGGCCUUUGAUUUUACUCAAAACGCCACUGGACCGGCCACCAACAACCCUCUCUGGAAAGUGGCUCGUGCAUUCAUUCACGAGCCCACCGCCGAGCAGAGAGACUGCCAGGGGGCCAAGGACAUUCUGCUAGAUGUGGGCACUCUCACCGAGCCGUAUGCAUGGGCUGCCGAUAUUGUCGAUAUCCAGGUUCUGCGGGUGGGUCAGUUGUUCAUCAUUGUUUCUACCAGCGAAGCCACCACGAUGUCGGGGCGGCGCUGGAAAGAAGCUAUUGCGAAGGAGGCCAAGGACACAUUGUCUGUUUCUGAUCCACAUGUGGUGUUGGGAGCCCCGUCUAAUAGCUACGCUCACUACGUGGCCACGGAGGAAGAGUACAAUGUACAGCGCUACGAGGGAGCCUCGACGUUGUAUGGGCCAAACACUCUGGCGGCCUACAUCAAUCUGACGCUCACCUACCUGCCAUACCUGGGAAGUUCCUCCGAUGUUGCACGUCUCCCCACUAUACCUCCUGGUCCCAGCCCGCCUGUCAACACCAACCGGUCCCUCAGUUUCAUUACCGAGGUUGUGUAUGACGGCCACCCCAUCGGCAAGUCCUUUGGGGACGUGCUUAUCAAUCCCGGCAAGGGACCAUACAAACCCGGUGAUGUUGUUAGCACAACCUUUGUAGGCGCCAAUCCUCGGAACCACCUUCGCCAGGAAUCAACCUAUGCGGCCGUUGAAAGACAGGACCCCAAGUCUGGUUCCUGGAAGGUCGUGCGCGACGACCGUGACUGGAACCUGGUGUUUUUGUGGAAGCGAACCGACGUGGUCCUGGGGUUUAGUGAAGUCACCAUCCAGUGGCAGAUCGAGGACGAGUUCUAUCGGGUUGAUGACCCCAAGCCCCUGCAGAAGGGCACCUAUCGCAUGCGAUAUUACGGCAACUCGAGGAGUACCGCCGGCAAGGUUUCGGCCUUUGAGGGCACCGGAGGUACCUUUACAGUGGCGUAG